This is a messenger RNA of Emiliania huxleyi CCMP1516, 1648 nucleotides long. RefSeq lists its product as hypothetical. The record is from RefSeq and is a predicted model, not a curated record. NCBI's taxonomy places the organism in Eukaryota, Haptophyta, Isochrysidales, Noelaerhabdaceae. Gene Ontology annotation, cellular component: cytosol. The transcript has 4 exons. Gene Ontology annotation, biological process: regulation of intracellular signal transduction; cellular response to L-arginine. Bases 1 to 1392 code for a protein of 463 amino acids.
AUGUCGGAGGCCGACGACACGGACGUUCUGUCGACGCUAAGUUUCACCAUCUCGCUGCUCAAGGUCUCCCUCUCGGUGGGGCGCGUCGUGCCCGGCGGCCUGCCCGGCUGCGCGUGGCCGCUGCUCAAGGCGAUGUUUUCCGCGAGCGCCGCGGGCGACGCGAGCGGCUUCUUCUGCCUCACGCAGGAGAAGGACGAGCUGACGCUGAUGAUGGACCAGCGCUGCCGCGCGGCCUUCGACGAGGCGGGAAGCGUCGCCACCGUCGAGUACGCGCCCUCGCGCUGGCGCGCGUUUGAGCUGCGGCUCGGCUCUCUGGGGGGAGAGGUGCCGGGCCUGGUGUGCUUCCUGGCGACGCUGAUGGCGGAGGGCAGCAUCUCGAUCCUCAACCUGUCGUCGCACGACCGCGACUUUGUCCUCGUGCAGGAAGGCGACGUGGCCGCCGCCACGCGCCUCAUCUGCGAGGGGAUGCAGGAGGACGCGGUCGGGCUCAAGGAGAAGAUUAGCCAGCGCGCGAUGGUGCGCCGGUCGGGCUGCUCGAGCGACUCGCUCUGGCGCGGCGUGCGGGGCGCGUCGGGCGACCUCGCCGAGGAACUGCGCGCCCUACGCCAGACUGCGCUCGACGGCGCCUUUGAGUCGAUGGCCGGCAGAGGCAGCACAGACGCCGACGCACCCGCCGCCGCCUUCUCCUCGCCGGCGGCGUCGAGGCCGGCGUCGACCCCGCCGCCGCCCGUGCCGCUGCCCGCGCAGGGAGAGCAGGCGGGCGCGGAGGGCGGCCUCGCGGGGCGAGCGGCGGGGAGCGGCGAGCUUGGCUGCGCGGAGGGGUGCGCGGAGGGGUGCGCGGAGCAGGGCUGCGCGGAGCGGUGCGAUGAGGGGCGCUCGCGGCUGCGGCGGCUGCGCAUCACAAACGACGGCGGUGCGAGCGCAGACGACGACGACGACGGCGCCGACCUCUACAUCCGAGUGCUUCCCACUAAGCUGGCGCUCGCGUCGACCCACACUCUGGUCCACCGCCUCCUGUUCGGAGGCAGUGAGGGCGGCAGCGCGCUCUGGUCGUACGCGCACAUUGACGACGACAUCUCGCUCAUGGUGGAGGAGGAGGCCCUCGACGACUUCCCGGAGGGCGCCAUCGUCGGCUCCUACGCGCAAUGGCGGCCGCUGCGGCUCUGUGGCAAGGCGUUCGGCUUCGACGCGACGGGCGUCGUCUGCGCCAUGUAUGCCCCGUACGAGCAGGGGCUGCCGCUGCUCAACAUAUCGACGUACUCGACAAACAUCUCGCUGAUAGAGGAGGAGGACCUCAGCCGUGCAAUCGCCUCCUUUGAUUUGCCCGUCCUCCGACCAAGCGAAGACGAGGACGACGCCGGCAGCGGACUCAGCGAUGGCGGAGAGGCUUGACUAUUGUAGCUUUCCGGCUGUGCGGGUAAGCCUAUCUCGGUAUCUGCGGUGCAACGACACCACCGAACACUAGCCAGGGUGACAUUUACAUAUGUGCAUCGUCAUGAUGUUGUACACAUCGAGAGGGCUUCGUGUGUGUUGUGAUCUGUGAUCUGUGAGGGUCCGCCCGCAGGCCCGCAUCGCGCAUGCAGGCGUGUUGCUUCCAGCGCCCUCCCCCGCGCUCCCUCGAUGAUCCUAAGAAGAGUUGUCAUCUGGC